This is a messenger RNA of Neopsephotus bourkii (Bourke's parrot), 1899 nucleotides long. It is a transcript of the gene DUS2, whose product is annotated as dihydrouridine synthase 2. Gene Ontology annotation, molecular function: flavin adenine dinucleotide binding; tRNA binding; tRNA dihydrouridine synthase activity. The transcript has 16 exons. Lineage: Eukaryota; Metazoa; Chordata; Aves; Psittaciformes; Psittacidae. Bases 143 to 1654 code for a protein of 503 amino acids. The record is from RefSeq and is a predicted model, not a curated record. Gene Ontology annotation, cellular component: cytoplasm. Gene Ontology annotation, biological process: tRNA dihydrouridine synthesis.
CCACCGCGGCUCAGCGCCAUGACUGCCUUUCACGUGGUGGUGGCGGCGCUGCCCGAUGACGCUUCAGCAGACGCUUCCCCUGGUUCCCCCGCCCCUAAGAGUCGCGGCAUAGCCACGCUAAGACGGUAUUGCCGCAACAGGAAUGACGGUGAACACAGCUCUGUGUUUUAGAGGAAAGAAGAUCCUCGCUCCAAUGGUCAGAGUGGGAACAUUGCCUAUGCGUCUCCUUGCUCUGGACUUUGGUGCUGAUAUCGUGUACUGUGAGGAGCUGAUUGACAUAAAGAUGCUGCAGUGUAAGAGGGUUAUAAAUGAAGUACUUGAAACAGUGGACUUCGUUGCACCUAAUGAAAGAGUUGUUUUCAGAACCUGUGAAAGGGAGAGGCACUGUGUUGUCUUUCAGAUGGGUUCAGCAGAUGCUGAAAGAGCCCUAGCAGUAGCUAAACUUGUAGAGAAUGAUGUAGCUGGUAUUGAUAUCAACAUGGGAUGCCCAAAGGAAUAUUCUACUAAGGGAGGUAUGGGAGCAGCACUGCUAUCUGAUCCUGACAGAAUAGAGUCUAUACUGACUACCCUUGUUAAAGGAAUUUGUAAACCAGUAACCUGCAAAAUCCGCAUUUUGCCCUCAGUGGAGGAUACUGUGAAUCUGGUAAAGAGAAUAGAAAAAACUGGUGUUGCAGCCAUUGCAGUCCAUGGAAGGAAAUCUUUGGUCUUGUCUUUCUUUUGUUUGUUGGAAAGGAAGAAAGAGGAGAGGCCUCAGCACCCUGUCCACUGUGAUGUGAUCAAAGCCAUUUCUGAAGCAAUCUCCAUUCCAGUAAUAGCAAAUGGAGGAUCUCACGACUUUAUCAAAGAAUAUACGGAUAUUGAGACCUUCCAGAAAGCAACAGCUGCCUCAUCAGUAAUGAUAGCUCGUGCUGCCAUGUGGAACCCAUCUAUCUUCAGAAAAGAGGGUUUUGUUCCUUUGAAGGACGUAAUGCAAAAUUACAUCAAAUAUGCAGUGAGGUAUGAUAAUCACUAUACCAACACAAAGUACUGUUUGUGUCAGAUGUUAAGGGAACAGCUGGAAACUACUCAGGGUAAGAAGCUGCAUGCUGCGCAGUCCACACAGGAGAUCUGUGAAGCCUUUGAAAUGGCUGACUUCUAUGAAAAAUCAACAGCUAUUUUUGAAGCAAAGAAGACAUCUUCAGAAACUGAGAUCAAAGAUGAAGAUGACCAACUGGAAGAUCCAGAUGUAAUAAAAAUGGCUGUUAGGUUUGACAAGCGAGAAUAUCCACCACAGAUUACUCCAAAAAUGUAUCUUCUGGAAUGGUGUAGGAAAGAAAAGCAUCCUCAGCCUGUUUAUGAAACCGUUCAAAGACCACUAGACAGAUUAUUCUGUUCAGUAGUGACAGUAGCUGAGCAAAAGUACAGAUCAACUCUCUGGGACAAGUCAAAGAAACUAGCAGAACAGGCUGCAGCUAUUGUCUGCCUGAGAACAUUGGGUGUCCCAGAGGGAAAGCUGUGUGAGGGAGAAAAUCACCUGAUUAACAAACGCAAGAGGGAAGAUCAGGAGCACUUGAAUAACAGAGACCAUGGAGAAGAUAUUGCUGAGCCUUCCCAUAAGAAAGCUAAUUUUAUUGAAGAAAGUUCUGACAGGAAUGUGCCUAAGAUGCCACAGUAGCAUGAAGAAUAGUGGUUUCACACCUGGGCAGCUGCAAGUUAGCUCCUGUUUGUAUAUCUUGCUCUUGACAUUUCAUUUGGAUUCUCUUGGAGACAGAUAAAUUCUCCAGUUGUGAAAAAUGCCAAUGAGAUGUUUACUGCUCAACACUCAUAGUCUCUGUGGUGCCUUUCAGACACAAUAAAUUAGCAGCUUGAUUUUAAAGAACAUUGAGAAGAUUAUCCUAAAUAAUAAAUUUUUUUAAAAUA